This is a messenger RNA of Momordica charantia (bitter melon), 3814 nucleotides long. RefSeq names its product Homeodomain-like superfamily protein (gene LD). Gene Ontology annotation, molecular function: DNA binding. The record is from RefSeq and is a predicted model, not a curated record. Lineage: Eukaryota; Viridiplantae; Streptophyta; Magnoliopsida; Cucurbitales; Cucurbitaceae. Gene Ontology annotation, biological process: vegetative to reproductive phase transition of meristem. Gene Ontology annotation, cellular component: nucleus.
GCUCUCUUAUUACCAAACGCUUUCUUACCCCGUUUCGUUCCAGGCCCUAAUUUAUUGCCUCAAGCGCCAGUUUAUCCUUCGCUCCGUGGUUUUUAAUGCUUAUUUUUGUUGAAUUUCGAUUCAGAAAUCCGGGCUUUCAGGUCGAAAAUGGAGGUUUUGAAGGAUGAUUUCUCCAAUUUGGAGAUUGGGACUUCCGUCGAGUCGUUCCAGAACUUCUUGGACUCGCAAAAGGAUCUUUUCCGCUCCCAGGUCGAUCAGUUGCAGAGAAUUGUCGUCACCCAGUGCAGACUCACUGGCGUUAACCCGCUCUCUCAAGAGAUGGCUGCUGGUGCUCUGUCAAUUACAAUUGGAAAAAGACCCCGAGACCUGCUCAACCCCAAGGCUGUAAAAUAUAUGCAAACUGUUUUUUCUAUUAAAGAUGCACUUAGUAAGAAAGAAUCCCGAGAGAUCAGUGCCUUAUUUGGUGUCAAAGUAACACAGGUUCGUGAUUUUUUUAAUAGCCAACGUUCAAGGGUGAGGAAAAUAGUCCGUUUGUCACGAGAAAAAUCCAUCCAAUCUAAUUCUUGCAAAGAACUUGAAGUUGGAGGGAUUGCUACUAACAGUGAUCCCGGAAUACCAAUUGAUGCAGUUCCCUUGAACUCUGAUGCAGUGGUUCCUUUUAACUCUGAUGCACCAAUUCCGUUGAACUCUGAAGCUCCAGUUCCUUUAAAUGUUGAUACACCAGUUCCUUUAAACACUAUUGAACCCAGUAAUGUUGAUAAUGGACCAUCCUGUUCAACACAGGAUAGUGAUCUAUUUGGCAUAGAUGGUAUAGAUAGGCAUUUUGUUCAAACUAUAUUUAGUUUGAUGCAGAAAGAAGAAACGUUUUCUGGUCAGGUUAAAUUGAUGGAAUGGAUCUUGCAGAUACAAAAUUCUUCAGUACUAUGUUGGUUCUUGACUAAAGGUGGUGCAAUUAUUUUAGCGACUUGGUUAAGUCAAGCUGCUGUUGAAGAACAAACAAGUCUCCUUCAUGUAGUCCUUGAGGUUUUUUGUCAUUUGCCUUUACAUAAGGCUCUUCCUGUACAUAUUUCAGCGAUACUUCAAAGUGUUAAUAACUUGCGAUUUUACAGAAAUUCAGACAUAUCAAACAGGGCAAGGUUUUUAUUGUCAAGAUGGAGCAAAUUGUUGACGAGAUCUCAAGCAUUAAAGAAACCCAAUGGCAUGAAACUUUUGACCAAUUCACAAACAGAGAUGAUUCUGAAACAGAGUAUUGGUGACUUUAUGUGUGAAGAAUCAUGGAAGUCGAAUAUUGAUAUGCCUGAAAAUUUUGUUUCUCCGAAUGUAAAUGUAGAUAAUACGAGGAAAUUGGAAUCUAAUCACGCAUUGAAACUUUUGCCGGCCUCUUCGGAUGAUUUGAAUCGGAAGAAUGUCCUAAGUUUAUCUUCAUCCAGAUUCAGAGAACGCAGAAAAGUUCAGAUGGUAGAGCAGCCAGGACAGAAAGUUGCGGGCAGAAACUCGCAGGCUCCAAGAGCUUCUCCUGCGAGUCAAGGUCGGCCAAUGUCUACUGAUGAUAUUCAGAAAGCAAAAAUGCGAGCACAAUUCAUGCAAAGCAAGUAUGGGAAGGCUGGUUCGCCAAAUGGACGUUCGGAUGUGAAGUCUGAGAAUGUAAAUAAACCAUUACAUUUAGUUUCCGGUGCCUCGUCUCCAGCAUCUAAAAUCUCUCUAAGUCUCAAAUUAGAGGACCAGAGAAAAGCUUUGGUGCCCCCUCCAAAAAGCAGUAAUAAGGUCGAAACCCCGCUUCAUUCGAAGGUUGAAGUGGAGUUCAAGGAUUCGCUGGGGGAGAAAUGUAAGAGGGUCCAGAUCCAAUGGCGGAUGCCACCAGAAAUGAAACUGAAUGAUCUUUGGAGCGUUGGUGCUGGCGAGAACAGUAAAGAAGCUGGAUUCCAAAAAAAUAGGAACUCUAGAGAGAAGGAGACUUUGUACCAGACCAUCCAUGACAUACCAUCAAAUCCCAAGGAGCCAUGGGACCUGGAGAUGGACUAUGACGACUCUUUGACUCCUGAAAUUCUGACUGAGCAAUUGCCUGAUAAUGAGACUUCAGAAACAGAGGUUCGUAACCAUGCAGUUGACACUGCUGUUCCAUCAGAAAUGACUUCAUCUCAAGAUCUGAAGCCAACUGCAGCUGAACCAGAUCUUGAGUUGCUUGCUGUACUCCUGAAAAACCCGGAUUUAGUUUAUGCCCUCACUUCUGGCCAAGCUGGUAAUUUGCCUGCAGAGGAUACAGUAAAACUGUUGGAUAUGAUCAAAGCAGGUGGGGCAGCUAAUAUGGGCGGCGGCAGCAGCGUAGGUGUUGGCGUAAACAGGAUGGAGAAGACGGGGGAGAAAGUUGAAGUCUCUCUUCCAUCUCCAACUCCUUCAAGCAAUGCUGGAACGAGUGGAUGGAAACCAGCAGUGUUCAAGAAUCCUUUUUCACAGCGAGAUUCCAUUUCAGAAAGCAGCAGAGGUGCGCUUGCUUCCCCGCCCGUCGAUACUUCAAGCAUUGCAGUGUCGCGAAUUCCAGCAAACCAACAGCUCGCAGCUAUGCCACCAUUGUCCCAUCAGCUUCCUUCAUCAGUUCCUCAACUUUCACUUCCUCAAACUCCGAUCGACGGGCUCCAACCCCAUCACCUCGUUCACUCUCACCACCAGGGCAUUGUUGCAAACUUCCCCGGCGUUCAAUUACUCAACUCGGAAACAGCCUCCGCAUUGAGGAGCUUUCCCAUCACCAACAUACCCUUGGCUAAUCAAUCUACAGUAGCAGCUCCCUCUUCAGUGCGGAUUGAAGGUGGGAAUGUUGCAAAACCUGUAUCUUUUUCAUCCAACACACCAGAAAGAGUAAUAUCAAUCCCAUUCCAAUCGCCUCCUUCCCCGACCCCUACACGAAUGCUGCUGAAUCCGAUGCAGCAGCAAAGGCAGUCACAACUACAGCAAUUACAGCCAUUUCAAUCAGAGCAUCUGCAUCAAACUCGAGUAAAUAUCGAAAAAUCCGCCCCAAGCUUAGGUUCCUGGAGACCAAGGCAGCAGGAUACGGGUUCCCACCAAAACAAUGAGAGAAAAUUGGUUGGAGGUCCUUCAUGGGGGAGAAAUGAAUUUGAAUCAUGGAGUCCAGAGAACAGUCCAGUAAGGCCACAGCCACAGCCACAGGAGUACAGCAGGCCAGAUAAAAGCUUCUCAGAGCCCAGAAUAAACUCUGGACGAAGCUAUGGGCCUGCUGAGCAGCACAGACACAGCCAGAGCCAGAGGAGUCCUUAUGGAUAUAGAGAGCAAAACAGACAUGGAGGAAACAACAGCAGCAGAAGGUGGCGUGAUCGGCAAUAUUGAUAGAAACAAACAAACAAACAAAUUGUGAAAUUGUUUCAGUAAGACGAAGAACUCACAAAUGGAUUCAAAAUCAUUGGAAAAUGUGGCUCCCUCUGUGAGAAUGGGUUGAGAUUGGUGUUCUGUAUUGCAAGUUUUAUACUUCCAAGGCUCCCCCAAAGGUGAAAAAUAACACAAUUUCACAGCGGCUUCCUUGCUACCAGGAGUAUCCAUCUUCUUCUUCUUCUGUUUCUUGUUUCUUUUUGUGGGGUGGGAGGGCUUUGGCUUUUGACCUGUAAAAUUUAGUUUGAGGAGCUUGGGUUUGUAGGGGGGAGGAUUCUCAUUUUUUCUUUUUAAAUUUUUAUAUCAAUUAUUGUUAGUGUUAUUCUGUCUUCAAAAUGAGUGCUGAGCUGAGGUGAUUUUCCCAUUUUCGAUCCAAUUACUUUGGGCAUAAUUUUCAUAUCAUAUUACCUUCUGCUGGUUGAGAGCCACUGAGUCA